Molecule: messenger RNA, 1506 nt
Organism: Trachymyrmex cornetzi
Lineage: Eukaryota; Metazoa; Arthropoda; Insecta; Hymenoptera; Formicidae
Exons: 4
Coding region: 1-1506 (501 amino acids)
Biological process (GO): DNA integration
Molecular function (GO): nucleic acid binding
Source: RefSeq, a predicted model, not a curated record
AUGCCUGAUUCAUCCAUAAUUCAUUCCACACCAAUAGAAUCACAACAACAACAAGUAAUUCCUUUUGAUUCGCAGGACGAAGAAGUUUUUGAUACCGGUGAUAAUCCAUCGCUUGAAACGUCUGUCAGACAGGCGUUGAACACCCCUCAAGGUCGUCAGAGACUGCAAAAUGGAGAGAAAUACAAAGGUACACCGGGUCUAUACGAGCUGAUCUUCAAGAAGAUUCCAAACGACGCUAUCUACACUGAGAAUGAUAAACAAACGUACAAACAUAUAUUAUUGACGACGAAUGCUCACAGACGUGACAAUAAGGCUAGAAUGCCUAUUAAGAGUAACAAGGGACACAUACAAAAACAUUAUUGCUCCGCUCUUAGUUACAAGGAGUGUCAGUGGCACGAGUAUUGGUUCAGUGUGAGCGCGCUAUCGAUAAAAGUGCCCAACGAGAUUCAACGUGAUGUAACUGAUCUACGUCAACAAAUGCUUAAUAUGGUGACGAAAGAGAUGAUUCAGCGUGGUGUAACUGAUCUGCGUCAACAAUUGCAUAAUAUAGCGACGAAAGAAAUGUUGGAGACUAAUGAAAUUCAACGAGGUGUAACUGAUCUACGUCAACAAAUGAAUAAUACGGUGACGAAGGAGUCGUUAGAGAAAUCGUUUAAAACGACAGGAAGAGAUAUAAUCGUACGCGCGCUUCAUGAUAUGCAGAAAGAUAGUUUAAAAGUGUAUAGUGAUAUGGAAAAAAAAUCAAUUAUCAAUGUUUUGAGUAAAUACGCAUGGGCUAUACCACUCAAGAGCAAGAACGGAAACGAUGUGGCCGCAGCGUUAUCUACAAUAUUUCGUGAGGACGAACGAUACCCACGAAACCAGCAAACGGAUCAAGGAAAAGAAUUUUACAACGCUACCGUGCAGAAAAACAUUGUUAAGAGAUACAACAUAAAUCAUUAUUCUACGUAUUCAGUGAUGAAAGCGUCGGUGGUGGAACGAUUCAACCGUACACUCAAGAAUAACAUGUGGAAAACGUUCACGUUAAACGGUUCGUACAAAUGGAUCGACGAGCUACCGCGUCUAUUGUCAGAUUAUAAUCAUCGUAAUCAUCGAACCAUUGGGAUGCGACCGAUAGACGUAACAUCCACCGUUGCAAAACGACUCUUGUCGAUGGUAUACAGUCAUGUAAAAAUUGCCGCUUCAACGAGGUUCAAGAUAGGCGAUCCAGUACGAAUUAGUAAAUUCAAGACAAUUUUUGAAAAGGGUUAUACACCUAAUUGGUCCAUCGAGAUUUUCUACAUCGUUAAAACACAACGUACGAAUCCUGCAACGUAUCUACUGAAAGAUUAUCAAGGGAAGCCGAUAGCUGGUGGAUUCUACGAACAUGAAUUACAGCGAGUCUCCAAUCCUGACGUUUACCUCAUGGAAAAAAUACUACGAAAACGAGGAAAUAAAGUGUAUGUAAAAUGGUUAGGAAGGGACAGUUCACAUAAUUCUUGGAUAGAUAAAACGGAUGUAUUGUAA